CUGGCUUUAGUUUCCUCUUCAGUCACGUCUAAUAAACUGCAGGAGACACAAACACAGAUAUUAACAGAGCAACUUUACCAGCAGUAACAGUCAUGAGUUCAGCUCUGUAUCUGAUCCUGCUUUUCUCAGCUCUGUGGACUCUCUCCUUCUGUGGGACUCGUCAGUUUCAUGUGGUGAAUGAAACGAAGAACUGGACCGACGCUCAGAAAUACUGCAGAGAGAAAUUCACUGACCUGGCCAUUAUUGAGAGCCAACAGGAGAUGAACGCUGUAAUAGCUGUUCUCAACGGGACAGCAGACGAUUUCUGGAUUGGAAUGAGGAAGAAUUACACUAGCUGGAUCUGGUCAGAUGGGAGUAACUCCUCAUACACAUACUGGAACACUGGAGAGCCAAACAACGGUGGGGGUGAUUACUGUGUGCAGUUAUUGAAGGACUCUACAUACAAAUGGAAUGAUGACUACUGCACUUCCCCAAAUCCCUUUAUCUGCUAUAAAGAGCUUCCGCUCAUCCUGAUUAAUCAGACCAAGACGUGGAGAGAAGCUCUGAGAUACUGCAGAGUGAAUCAUGUGGAUCUGGUCUCUGUUCACACUGAGGAAAUUCAGAACUGGGUGGAAACAGCUGUUGAUUAUGCCUCCACUGCUAAUGUGUGGAUGGGUCUGCGUCACACCUGCACCCUGAAUAUCUGGUUCUGGGUGAAUGGAGAGUCGAUGUGCUAUGAUAACUGGGCUCCGGGGAACGGGACAGGGGUGGAAGACUGCAGUGGAGGAGAAAGAACAGGAGCGGUGCAGUCUGGAAGUAAGAAGUGGGUCAGUCUGCCAGAGGAUCAGAGACUCAACUUCAUCUGUACCAUCAAAGAGUUCUAGAAGUGGAUGCAGGCUGUUCAAAUGGAUCCUCAUAAUUCAGGUUCAUAUGGAUGUUUGACGGCCUUUUCUUCAUCAACACACGCAUUCUUUGGCACAUAUUUACAACAAUUCAGUUUAAUCAAACACAAAUUUAUAUAUUACUGAGAAUACUAUGCUUUCUUGUCAACAAUAUCUAAAGACCAGUAGUGACCCAUGACUUUUAGAGCUAGUUGCUAAACUUAUCUGCCCCCUGCUGCUUUCUGGGUGGGUCAGUUGGUUACCUGGCCUGACCCUGUCAUUUUUUAAUUAGGUCAGUAGUUUAUCUACUGUGUAAGGCUUUCUGUUCAUUUCCUGAAGUCCUACCCAAUGGGAGAACUCUCACGGCUUUAUUUAAAAUGUCAAGAUUGUAACCCUUUUGUUUCUAACUACUGUAAAACUUUACAAUGAAAUAUAAAUAAUACUACAAUA
Molecule: messenger RNA, 1310 nt
Organism: Colossoma macropomum (tambaqui)
Lineage: Eukaryota; Metazoa; Chordata; Actinopteri; Characiformes; Serrasalmidae
Product: macrophage mannose receptor 1-like
Exons: 6
Coding region: 93-863 (256 amino acids)
Source: RefSeq, a predicted model, not a curated record